This is a messenger RNA of Nematocida ausubeli, 222 nucleotides long. RefSeq lists its product as uncharacterized. The coding region runs from base 1 to 222 and encodes 73 amino acids. The record is from RefSeq and is a predicted model, not a curated record. Lineage: Eukaryota; Fungi; Microsporidia. The transcript has a single exon.
AUGGACAUAACAGUGUACAGAAACCAGUUAAUAAUCAGAAAGGACUCCCUUCUUUCACUGAGUGACCUUCUAGCCCAGCACAGCAUAAAAACAACAGACAUAAAUGACAAUUAUACCAUAGUAAAUAUAUCUGGGUCUCUUGCAUACAUAGAGUCAAUUCUGCAGAAAAUAAAAGAGAAAGUAGAAGAGACACAAGAAAGCAGUAAAAAUAACACACUUUAA